AACUUCCUGUGUGGACGGAGACUUCCUGGCGGAGUGUUUCCAGUGAAACCUGAGCUGUGAUCUGGUCAGGAGAGGGUUAACAUCCUGCAGCUCUCCGCCUGACAACAAACCUGUUUCUACUCGCUGUGGGUGUGGGCUCUUCCUUCCUCCACUCUGCACUCUGUUUCUCCGUCUCUCCAGGAUGUUGGUCUCCAGAACUCUCUGCAGGUUCUGGUUCUCCAGACCGCCUCGGUUCCGGGUCCUCACAUCCGGUCCGCUGUGGUCGGCCUGUGGUGUUUCCUGUUACAGCAGUCAGCCUCCGUCUAAAGAUGUGUAUGUGCGUUACAGCCUCGGUCGUCCGGUCCUCUCGCUGCGUUUCCCUUCGGGUCAGAAGAGUCGUUUCACUCUGACGCCCAUGUUGACCACGGUUGGUGACCUGCUGAGUGACAUCACAGCCAAGGACCCCGGGGUGCACACCGCCACGCUGCUCAACGGAGAUGGACAGAGAAUCUCUUCGUGCACCUUCAUGGAAACCGUUUUAAAUAAAGAUUUCCAGCUCGUCAUCAACGACGUCACACACAACGUCCGCUCGCUGGGGCAAGGUGUGUCUCAUGAACACGUGCUGGGCGUGGACGACAUGAAGUACGUGGUCAGUCUGCUGCAGGCGGCGCUAACGCUGCCGCAGCGCCAGCACAUCAAACACAGAGAGCUGCUGCACAGACAGGAGCAGCUGAGAGAGCAGCUGCAGCCGCUGGAGAUGGUGAGAGUCAAGUUGGAGAAGGAGGCGGACGCUAGAGCUUCAUUUCUGGGGUGGGCGGGGCUCGCCUACCUGUCGCUGCAGGGAGGAUUCCUGGGUUACCUCACCUGGUAUGUGUUUGCGUGGGACGUGAUGGAGCCAGUGACCUUCUUCAUCUCCCUCACCACCAGCAUGGUCUUCUUCGGCUACUACAUGCUCACCAAGCAGGAUUUCACACACUUUCCAGAGGCGAGGGAGCGUCAGUUCCUGAACUUCUUCUACCAGAAAGCUUCUCAAAAGAAAUUCAACAUUCAGAAAUACAACGAGCUGAAAAACGAGCUGGCAGAGGUUGACGGUGAGCUCAGCAGUUUGAGGAGUGCCAUCCAGCGGCAGCCACAGAGAGCCACCUGAGGAAUACACCUAGUUCUUCUUUUUUGUGACAUUAAAUAUCAUAUUUGCACCUUUUUUUAUACGAAUUACUUCUGUUACAAAAGUCUUCUGUCAGCUGCCUUUAUUAAAGAACAGAAUUAAAAACAAUUUUCUGAAUUCUUAUCUAUGGAAGAAAUAUCCUCUUUUUAUUCAAGAGCGUAGGUUUUCAGUUUGAGAGCAUGAUUUUAUUCCUUUUCAGUGACACAGCUCCUUCUCGUGCACGCUCAAAUCUAAAGUCUGCACGCUCAAAUCUAAAGUCUGUACGCUGGAAUCUAAAGUCUGUACGCUGGAAUCUAAAGUCUGUACGCUGGAAUCUAAAGUCUGCACGCUCAAAUAUAAAGUAUGCAUGCUCAAAUAUAAAGUAUGCACGCUCAAAUAUAAAGUCUGCACGCUCGAAUCUAAAGUUUGCACGCUCGAAUCUAAAGUCUGCACGCUCGAAUCUAAAGUCUGCACGCUCAAAUCUAAAGUCUGAACGCUCAAAUAUAAAGUCUGUACGCUCGA
Centropristis striata (black sea bass) is the source of this 1645-nucleotide messenger RNA. Its product is annotated as calcium uniporter regulatory subunit MCUb, mitochondrial-like. Gene Ontology annotation, cellular component: uniplex complex; mitochondrial inner membrane. Lineage: Eukaryota; Metazoa; Chordata; Actinopteri; Perciformes; Serranidae. Bases 182 to 1126 code for a protein of 314 amino acids. Gene Ontology annotation, biological process: mitochondrial calcium ion homeostasis; calcium import into the mitochondrion. The transcript has 9 exons. The record is from RefSeq and is a predicted model, not a curated record. Gene Ontology annotation, molecular function: calcium channel inhibitor activity.